Messenger RNA from Gossypium arboreum, 840 nucleotides. RefSeq names its product protein MAINTENANCE OF MERISTEMS-like. Gene Ontology annotation, biological process: meristem development; meristem maintenance. The transcript is spliced from 5 exons. NCBI's taxonomy places the organism in Eukaryota, Viridiplantae, Streptophyta, Magnoliopsida, Malvales, Malvaceae. The record is from RefSeq and is a predicted model, not a curated record. The coding region runs from base 1 to 840 and encodes 279 amino acids.
AUGCCUACUAGAGAGACGGCACCCACUGGUCAUGCCUUAUGCAAAGGCGGCACUCUCGAUCACGCCAUCUCCACAGGCAGCACCGGUUGCGGUUGUCAGGCGAUGGGACGGGUCAUAUCUGAUGCUUGUAUCGCAAUGGGUUCAUUGAUUAAGAACGAUGAUCACAUAUCAAACACAAUUAAUAAUAUGUGUCAGGGCUCGUACCGCGCAUUGAGGAGUCAGGUGAAUGGUUUAGGAUAUUCCCCGGAUGAACGACUGAUGCUAUACUUGGAGUUAGCUGGAUUCAGGUCAGCAGCAUUGAUCUGGAAGUUUGAUUUGCGGUACAAUUUAAUAUCCACAUUGGUCGAGCGUUGGCGCCCAGAGACCCACACUUUUCAUUUGCCGUGUGGGGAGUGCACUGUCACUCUAGAGGAUGUUGUAUUGCAACUUGGGGCUCCCAAUCGACAGGAUGCCGUAAUGGGCGUAAGUAUGAUAGUUGAGCCAACUGCCCUUUGUUAUAGCCUACUAGGAGCCUCAUCCAACGAUGCUGAGUCCAAAUUUACGGGUUUGAAAUUUUCAUGGCUGAAAGCCAAUUUUGAACAUUUAUCAAUUAAUGCCACCGAGCAGGAGGAUGUUCGCUCAUAUAGUUGGGGUUCCGCAGUUCUGGCUAUGUUGUAUUAUGAGCUUUGUCGGACGACAAAGUUUGAUGCUGUAGACAUAGGCGGAUGCCUUAUAUUGCUGCAGUUAUGGACUCUUUAUCGGAUGUCAUUUUUGGCAUCGGGAUCUAGUACUCCGACAGUUUGGUUGCAUCCAGUAUAUCCCCGUUCUACCAAUGCAAUUGGGGAGGAUUCACAGGAUUAA